AUGGCAGGCAAUCCGAGUGAAGAACUGGAACUGUUGGAGCGUGUUCUCCUGCGAUUGGGAUUCGCCGAUACGGAUGAGCAAUUGCAGAGUACUGUGACGAAAUUCCUUACACCGGUGUUGAUAAAGAUUACGUCUCCGAAUGAAAAUGUCCGAAAGAAGGUGAUGGAGAUUCUAACGCACAUCAACAAGCGGUUAAAAUCACGCAAUCAAAUUCAAAUUCCGCUAACUCCGUUACUGGCUCAAUACCAACAAGCCGAUUCAUUGUUUUUGAUUAAUUUCGCCAUCAUCUACAUAACGAUGGGAUUCCCAAGAAUGACGGUGGAAGAACAAACAGAAUUCGCGCCUGUGCUGCUCAACUGCUUAGAAGGCAAACCGGAAACACAUCAGGACAAAAUUCUGAUGCUGGUCCUUCCACUGUUGGGUGAGAUUAAGAUACCGGAGGAUCCGGAGAAACGUUCGGAACUGCUUGGUCUGUCAAAUAAGCCGCACACCAAACAGCAGCUUCUAUCCAUUCUAAUGGACGUGUUGUUGCUACCGUACGGAACGCUGCCCGACAGUGACGUUCCACCCGGCAUGAGCGUUUACUCAUUCAAACGUGUUACUUCGAAACCGCCCAAAGCGGAAGAGUUGGAACAAUUGAAAAAGGGUAUCGUGCGGUUCCUUUGUGGGGGCAUUUUUUCGGAUCAGGAAAUAUUGGCCCAUCUCGUCGUUGGAUCGGCCGAUACGCGCUUCUCCGUAGCGACGCCAGCUAUUGGGGAGUUGAAUAAGAUCUGCAGUUCGCUCGAUUGGACCGAUCCGAAGCUAUCCGGACCGCUGUACACACUGUUUUCUGGAAACGGUUCUAAGCUGCCGGACCGCAAGUCGAGCGGUGUGAGCGCGAGGGUGCGCCAAAAGUUGCUGCAACAUUUGCUAAAGUGCCGCGGAAAAGGGAUCAUCAUUGCGAACGGUAUACAAGUGAUCUUCGAGUCGCUGUUUGGGGACAAUACGAAUCAAAAGUGUAAAGUGUUGGCGCUCCAGUUUGCUUACAAUCUAAUCAACAAUGGUCAGACGGAUCUUAUAAACAAGCUUUCGAAAGUGUUACUGACGGGAAUCGCCAAAUUGAUCGGUACAUCGUCGGAGGAAACGAAUGAGGUGCAGAAUGCGGCAUACAGUGCGAUGGCACAGUUGGCUAUCGUGUGUCCUACCACCGUGAACGAGGAUAUUCAGCUCGUUGGCGAGUACUUUAACCACCUGCAGCAAGCUCCGGUGGAGUUGCACUCAUCCAUUCGUGAAGCAUUGGUUGCACUGGCGCAAGCAUUCGACUGGAGAAAGCAAAUCAAUUCCACUGCCACUGCGGGAGAGACAGUAAUGGAGACUGAGGACGGCGAAGAUAAGCCGGGCACAUCGAAAAGAAAGCUAGUGCCGUCGAGUGCACGCUUCGUACCCAACGCAAAUCAACAGCUGUUGCUAGCACUGCUCGGCGAGAAGGCAGAAUCUAAGCUGACGAUUGUACAAAAUGUAACAUCGGUGUACUUAACGACCUGCUUUCCCGAUUAUUACGUUCCUUCGCGCUACCUACUGCUGAUUAUAUGCGGCGAAAGUUCGCAACUGCGCGAAAUGAUGACGACCUAUCUGUACGGUGUGUCGAAGAAAGAUCACAUCAACUACGGUGCCAUUCUGUCGGUGAGUGAAUAUGGUCGUUUGAAGCAAACCGAACCAUCCGAUACGAAACACAUCGUGCUGCCAUCGUUCCGCGAGAUGGUGGAAUAUGUGGCAACGAAAUCGGAGCGAAAAGUAGCAACGGUAGUCGAUCGGAUGGGGUACGGCAAGGUGAAGUUGCCGUUCGCGUUCGAUACGUACAUAGAGAUAUUGGAAUAUUUGCGCAUGUGUUUGCUGUGCAAUGCGGGUGUCACUUCGCAUCCCAGCGAUGAUGAAACGUUCUUUAAGUUGACUGCUUUUCUGCGGAAGCUGAUUGCCGAGGGACACCGUGACACGAUCGUGAAGUAUAACGAUCUCGUGCGUCGGUUGGUGAUCGCUCGUAAAGGUAUCAGCGAGCUGACAUGCCUUUACGACCUGGUGAAUGGCAUCCCGGACGCGUUGGUGGAAGAAAACCGCGAUCUUUUACUGACGCUGGAAGGAUCGCUAAAGGAAACUUCCGAACCGACGCGUGUGCUUAUUGCCAUGGUGUACGGUGUGUUGGUUGCGUACGUUAGCAAUGACGCAGAAUUCGAUCGACAGGUACGGGAGCUACAAACGCUCGGUAGCAAAUCGCUGGAAACACGACACGGUUCGAUACUGGCCGCUGCCCAUGCCGUUCAUCGGAAGUUGUUGCUGAAGAAAAAGGACACCAGUGCGCCUGUUGAAGAGUGGGAUAUUUUGAAGGAAUUAAUUGGACUGCUCGUUUCUUUGCUACGUGAUCAACAAGCGUUGUUGCAAUCGGUCGCGAUUCGAAGUUUAUCGCUGAUUGGUUCUACUACCGUACUACCUCUCCCGGAUGUCGAAGCCAUGGAGACGGACGAUGGUGGGGAGAAUGUCGACAAAAAACCAAUAAGAACGAAAGCAUCGCUGAUGGAAACACUCUUAACGCUGCUGCAGAGUGGACAUACGAAGGCUAAAAUUCGCGAAGAUGCUGCUCACUGUCUCGGAUAUCUUGCGGUGGGUGAUCCAAAGUACUACGCCCGUAAGGUGUUGGAGCGCUUCUUGGGAAUGCUGAAGAUGACCAAAGAUCCAGCACUGCACAUUGCGAUGGGACAGGCGCUCGCCUUUACCCUGCAGGGUCUUCCGAAGGGCAACCAAAACAAGGACGUAGACGAAAAAGUUGGAAAUGUGGACGAUGAAAUGCUGACCUGGUUCCUGAUCGAGUUGGUUAAGCAGGUGAACGAGACGCACGCGUACUUAAAACAGGCCUGUGCCGUCUGGUUGUUGGCCAUCGUGAAAAACUGCAACCACCGAAAUCCGGUGCGCGAGAAGCGGCAAAUUUUGCAGCUCGCCCUCACGGAUCUUCUCUCGGAAGAUAAUGAGUUCGUGCAAGAUGUGGCAUCACGUGCAAUGGGCAUUAUAUUUACACUUGCCGGAAAUGCGGACCAAGAAGAGAUGUCGAAUCUGUUGCUCGAUCAGCUUAUAGGCGGCCGUCGGCAGGUGCAGAAGGUUGUCGAGGAUACAAAGCUCUUCGAGGAAGGUGUUCUCGGCAAAACUCCGAUGGGUGGCAAUCUUUCAACGUACAAGGAGCUUUGCGCAUUAGCAUCCGAUCUCAACAAACCGGAAAUGAUUUACCAGUUCAUGCAAAUAGCUAAUCACAACGCUACGUGGAACAGCAAGCUGGGGGCGGCGUUCGGCUUGCAGUCAAUUUCGAAGACAACCAAACUGAAGAUGGAACCAUAUCUGGGGAAGAUUGUUCCACGCCUGUUUCGGUACAAGUACGACCCGACACCGAAGAUCCAAAACUCGAUGAUAAGUAUUUGGGACUCGGUAGUGACCGAUACGAAAGCUACGGUCGAGCUGUUUUAUUGGGACAUUCUGGAGGAUGUGACGAAGAAUCUUACCUCGUACGAAUGGCGUACGCGCAUCGCGUGCUGUCUUGCCGUGCGGGAUUUAAUAAAACGGGCCGCCGGAUUAAAGCUCCGCUCCGAUGCGGUGGGUAGGAAGAAAAGUGAGGACAUGCCUUCCACCAGCAUGGAUCUAGAUGAUCGACCAAGCGUACCGGAACCCGAAUUGCGCUACUUGUGGAGUCAACUGUUCCGUGUAAUGGACGACCAGCAUGAAGGUACACGUUUGGCAGCGGAAGGGACGGCCAAUGCGCUGAGCAAGGUGUGUGUGGUGGCGGCAUCGUGUGAUCAUAACAAAUCGGCCAUGAAUGUGGCGAGUUCGAUCAUUCCACUGCUGUUGGAAACGGGCGUUACACAUACGGUCCCCGAGAUACGAAAGCUUAGCAUACGGACGCUGUCCGAACUGAUCGAUUCGGCCGGUGCGCUUAUAUUGCCCCAUUUGACGAGUCUGGUGCCAUGCUUACUGCAAGCCACGGGCGAACUGGAUUCAGUGAAGCUUGCCUAUCUGUCUACGAUGGUGUCGGGGCAGGCGGGAGGUGGUACACAGGAAACGAUCGAUUCGCUGCGUGCCGAAGCGGUAAAGCAGCAUUACACGAUGGAAACGCUAACGAAAUGCAUCCGGCACAUAGAUUAUGGCACGCUGGAACGCAUGAGUCCGGCUGUGCUGGAUCUGGUGAAGUCGAGCGUUAAUCUCGGCACCAAGGUGGCCUGUGCGCACUUCAUUUGUCUGGUUAGCAUACACCUCGGGCAGGAGAUGCAACCGCUGACGAGCAAAUAUUUGGGCGCAUGCUUCAGCGGAUUAACCGACCGUAAUGCGACCGUUCGGCGCUACUAUGCGUCUGCCAUUGGGCAUCUAAUCGGGACGGCUAAAGAGCAAUCGAUCGAGCGAUUGUUCGCUAAGCUGGAGGAGCUGUAUUUCGAACAGCAAACGGCCCGAUCGAAGGCGGUUCCGCUAACGAUACAGGCAAUCAAUAAACGGCAUCAGGAGGUGCUGAAGGAUUAUAGUGCGAAUGUGCUGCCGUUAGUGUUUUUUGCCAUGCACGAAGAGAUUACGGAUGAUUCGCGAUCAACGGUGGAAUUGUGGCAAGAGCUGUGGCAUGAUAUCAACACCGGUGAUGCUGGUUUGCGCAUGAAUUUGGACGCGAUCGUAACGAUACUUGAGACGAACCUCAACAAUCCUUCCUGGCUGCUGAAAGCGCAAGCCGGAGCAGCCACGAAUACGCUCGCAUCGAAGCUUAGCGCAACGUUGGAAGAUUCGGUACGGUGUCGUUUGAUCGAACUGAUACUGAACAAUGUGAGCGGACGGACGUUUCAGGGAAAAGAGCGACUGCUACAAGGAUUGGCCAGCUUGUGCAAAAAGCUUGACCAAAAAAUGACAAACCACGCGGAACGGAUAGUGGACGCGGUGAUGAAGGAAUGCCGAAAGGAAGAACCGAUCUACCGAACCCAUGCACUGCGGUCCCUUGGCAACAUUCUGGACGAACUGAAGGUGGAUCGCUUCGAGGAAGUGUACAACAUGGUAUGGCAUUUGCUCGAUAAACAACAGCAGCAGCAACAGGAUUCGGAUGGUCCGGGAGAGAGCACAUCGGGCGGAGAGUUUGUACCGCUAGAGGAACGUAACAAGCAGAUACUGAUUUCCGUUCAGCUGAAGGAGACGGUAUGCGAAACGCUCGGCAAAGCUUGGCCCGAGUAUUCGAUCGAAACGCAACGGCGCUAUCAGCGGAUGUUUGUGGAAAAGUGCGUUCAGUGUUUGAAGCUCAACACACGCCCAGUGCAGUUGUGUUUGCUUCAGGCACUAGGUCGGUUUCUGGAACGUUUGCAUCUGCUUCGCAGCAAGAUGGAAGAUGCCGUUGAAGGAGAACAGGACAGCGUGGUAGAAGGGGCUAGUUCCGCCUCGGGAGCGAACCGGGAGAAGAAGGCAAAGGUCGAAAUGGACGGAAUGGAUGGAAACGUCUUGGCGACUAUUUGUCGUAUCGUCCUUUCAGCGAUCGUUGAUGUGUCGGCUAUACCCCACACUGGUCUCAAAAAGGAGGCGUUGAAUGUGAUGCUUAUAUUGACGAAAAAGUUAAAAGCGAAGGAUUCCGGCACGGUCGAUAUGGAGCUAGGUUUGGUGCGGCAAACGUUCGCUCAAAUACUUCAGCAACUGCAGAAAGAUAGCGCACCGGAAAUUAAAUGCCGCCUGAAGGAUUUGGAAGAUAAACUAAAGUAA
Anopheles marshallii is the source of this 5733-nucleotide messenger RNA. RefSeq names its product proteasome-associated protein ECM29 homolog. Lineage: Eukaryota; Metazoa; Arthropoda; Insecta; Diptera; Culicidae. Gene Ontology annotation, biological process: proteasome assembly. The record is from RefSeq and is a predicted model, not a curated record. Bases 1 to 5733 code for a protein of 1910 amino acids. Gene Ontology annotation, cellular component: cytoplasm; nucleus. Gene Ontology annotation, molecular function: molecular adaptor activity. The transcript is spliced from 9 exons.